Molecule: messenger RNA, 1514 nt
Organism: Nematolebias whitei (Rio pearlfish)
Lineage: Eukaryota; Metazoa; Chordata; Actinopteri; Cyprinodontiformes; Rivulidae
Gene: pdcd2
Product: programmed cell death 2
Exons: 8
Coding region: 86-1162 (358 amino acids)
Cellular component (GO): cytoplasm; nucleus
Source: RefSeq, a predicted model, not a curated record
CGCAGCUGUACCUACAUGUGUUGUGCUUUUCAAAUCAGUCAGUAGAGCAGCGUAUUCUCUUAAGUUUAUAUAUAAAAACACUAACAUGUCUUCUGCCGAUGUAGUUUUAGGUUUUCUUGAAGACGCGGAGCCGUGGCGGCUUCGAGCCUCUCAGUUCCCCAGUAAAGUCGGUGGGAGGCCGGCGUGGCUCAGUCAGACAGGCCUACCCUCUGUGUCCGCGCUGGAGUGUGAGAUCUGCGGGCUGCCGAUGGUCUUCCUGCUGCAGGUAUACGCUCCAAUAUCAGGAUGGGACAGAAGUUUUCACAGAACCCUCUUUCUGUUCUGCUGCAAAACUCCUAAGUGCUAUUCACGAAAUGACAACCGCUGCAUAAAAGUUUUCAGGAGUCAACUCCCCAGAAAGAAUGACUUCUACCCUUAUGACCCUCCUCCAGAGGAUGAACCACAAAGCGACCCAGAGGAGGACCACAGUGUCUUACCUGUCUCUCAAGUUAAACUGUGUUGGGUGUGUGGUUGCCCUGGCAACAAGACCUGCUCCCGCUGUCACGCUGUAACCUACUGUGGGAAACACCACCAGACUGUCCACUGGAAACACUCUCAUAAGAAGGAGUGCUGCAGUCCAGAGGCCUCCUCCGUCACAACUUCACCUCUUCUUUUUCCUGAAUCUGAGCUGGUCACUGAGCCUGAGGAGGAGCGAGAAGACCCAGAGGCUGAGGAAGAUGAGGGUGGCGUUCAAAAAAGUGCUGAUGGUCCUUCAUUAGCAGAGACUCUGGCAGAAGCAGAUUUGGAGGAGAUGGCGAUGCAUGAGACUGAAGACAACAAAGUUUUCCAGCGGUUCAAAAAGAGGAUCGCCUCAGAGCCGCAUCAGGUGAUACGUUACAGUCGAGGAGGCUGUUCCCUGUGGGUCUCCUCUCAUCACAUCCCUUCAGACGAGGAUAUCCCACCAUGCACCUGUGGAACCAAGCGGACGUUUGAGUUUCAGGUGAUGCCUCAGCUCUUGAACAGCCUGUGUGUGGACUCAACAGGUGUUAGCAUUGACUGGGGGACUCUGGCUGUUUACACCUGCUCUGACAGCUGUAACCAUGACGACCAGUACUGUCCCGAGUUCAUCUGGAAGCAGGACUUCAGCUCAGAUCAGCACACACAGAUGAAAACACAUAAAUGAGCUUUCUGUGUAGCUGGAUGAAAUUCAGGUUGCUGAUCAGUGUUUACUUUAAAAGUGGACUGAACCGAGACGUCUAAUAAAAUGGUUUUAUGACUGAUUUAUUUUCAGAAACGAUCAGCAAAGAUGUCCACAGUAAACAUGCAUCUUAUCCUGCCGAUGGAAGUUUUUAUUUAAUUUUAAAGAAAUGCAUAAAUAUAUUGGUCUACGUUUAGUUAACUACACAUCAUGUUGCUCUUGGACUGUACUGAUCUCUCAUUUCUGAGGGCAUUCAAAUAAGACAGUAUUUUUAUAUAUGGCAGAUCUUAAACCUUCAUACAGAUUUUUUAAGCACCAUUCUAUAUUUAACAAGAGU